This is a messenger RNA of Helobdella robusta, 828 nucleotides long. RefSeq lists its product as hypothetical. The coding region runs from base 1 to 828 and encodes 275 amino acids. The record is from RefSeq and is a predicted model, not a curated record. NCBI's taxonomy places the organism in Eukaryota, Metazoa, Annelida, Clitellata, Rhynchobdellida, Glossiphoniidae. The transcript has 6 exons.
AUGGCUGUUUACUCCUUAGCUCAAAGAAUAAAAAUGGUUGACCUAAUAACCAGAAUUACUAACACCAAAGAUGCUGCUAAUUCCAUCAAGGCAAUGUUGAUGGAAGCUGGAAAGUAUGGAUACAGAGAUUUGAGCUAUUUCUUCUUGCUUCUCGAUCGGACCAGCUUCCAGAAAAGAUCAUCAAUUUGUGCAGUUGAGGAAGAUAUAAACAGCUUCGUCAUUGUUAAAUUAGCCAUACAUAGUUGCACUGCAAAUCAAGAAAAUUGUUGGUGGAAAGAACUAUAUCUAAAUGGCAUGAAAGUCAGAUGCAAAUUAGACACAGGUGCUGAAGUCAACGUCAUGUCAAAAACAGUUUUUGAACAACUUCCUAAAAGACCAAAGCUAACAAAGACCAACACAGUUCUUAAACCUUAUGGCAGUGGAAAACUUCAGCCUCUAGGAUCAUCAUUUGUUGAAACAAUAAUUAAAGAGAAUGGUUUAACUUUAAGACGGAACCGAAGAGAUCUCAUCUACACUAAAGAAGAUCCACCUAUAUGCGCACCACCAGUGGAUGAUAGCACAGAUCAUUUUCCACCAUUAGAAACAACACAACCACAAAGGUUGGAAUUCACCCUCAGUGCAACAGUCCAACAGCUUGUAAAGGGCUAUUUCCGCGAUGUUCAACAGCGCUCCUCAAUGAAUUUUACAAACAGAUGGGUCUUGAGAUUCGCUCUGAACUUCGUAAGUGAUGGAAAAGUAGUCAGAGAAGUAGCCAGUGCAAGAGAACAAGAUAUGGAGAUAUAUGAGAAAAGAAAAGGGCGCGAGCAACUAGACGAGCAGCAGAGUUGA